CACUGCGUCAUCUUCAGUCGACAAACCUGUGGCUCGACAAAAAUGUAAACAAAACCUCUGAAUGACACACGAUCGAUACCGCUCAGCGGCAGUAUGUCUGCAGGGACUCUCCAUGGGCUCGUGUCCGCCGCCGCCGCUGUGCACCGGGACAGAGCCGCUGUGACAUACGACAGCGGCUCCGUGUCCGCGAGCCCGGUGACUCUGCGGUACACGGACCUGGUCGAACUGACCACGGAACUGUCUCAUGCUCUGCGGGAAAACUGUGCCGCCAGUAACGGCGUCAUCGGACUGUACUGUUUUGAUGAUCUGUUCAUACCUGUGUGGAUCCUGGGGAUCCUACAGUCUCCCGCCGCCUACGUCCCACUGGACCCAGAGGCUCCAGGACUUCUCUCUGCCAGAGUCAUGAACCGAUGUGGCCUCAGGUUCUGUGCUGUGAGCACGGCCCUCCUGCAGCGUUUCCAGACAGCUGUCCACAAACACAUGUCCGUGGAGGUGCAUGUGGUGUUGCCCAAGUUCAAACUUACCCUGGUACGGGUCACGCUGCUGCCAGUCGCUGAGCACAACCCGGUAACAGGACCAAAAGCCCAGAGGGCAGGUGCUGCUGAUCUCUGUGAUGCAGCUGUGGUGGACAAUGACUCUGGACACAAGGACUUGGCGUAUGUGCUGCACACAUCUGGAACGACUGGCUCUCCAAAGAUCGUGAGGGUACCACACAAGUGUAUCCUCCCCAAUAUUCUGCACCUGAGAUCGUUGUUUCAGAUGAGUGCAGAUGAUGUGGUUUUCCUGGCCUCGCCCUUAACCUUUGACCCCUCUGUGGUGGAUAUUUUCCUGGCCUUAUCAUCCGGAGCGCAGCUCCUCAUCAUCCCCUCCAUGGUCAAGAAAAUGCCCAAGCGACUGUCUCAGCUGCUGUUCGAAGAUCACAAGACGACUGUUCUACAGGUCACGCCCACUCUGCUCUGCCGCUUCGGACACCACACCCUAAAUAGGGAUGUGCUGUCGUCCGGCUCCUCGCUGCGGGUGCUGGCUCUGGGUGGAGAGGCCUGUCCCACGCCAGCUCAGCUGAGGAGCUGGAGGCACGAGGACAACGAAACCCACAUCUUCAAUAUCUAUGGCAUUACUGAGGUGUCCUGCUGGGCCUGCUGCUACAAAAUACCACAGUAUCUGCUGCAGUCUAGCAGUCUACCUUCCAGCACGGCGUCGUCCACAGUGCCUCUCGGGUCUCCUCUGAUGGACACGGUGGUGGAGGUCAGAGAUGAACAUGGCCGCGUUGUCACAGAGGGUGAAGGGCAGGUGUUCAUAGGUGGAGAGGACAGAGUGUGUCUGCUGGACGACGAGGAGGCCGUUGUCCCCGGGACAAUGAGAGCCACUGGAGACUGGGUGAGUGUCGAGGACAAGCAACUGUUCUACCUGGGACGGAGAGACAGGCUGAUAAAACGCCACGGGAAGCGGGUGAACCUGGACGCCCUGCAGCAGCUCAUAGUGAGUCUGCCCCAGGUUGAGGCCUGUGCCGUGGCUUUGCACAAAGGCGUCCGGCUGCUCGCCUUUGUGGUUGCGUCCGCAACUGGAGGCCAGAGAGCAGCUGCUCCUCUGCCCCGCUCGCAGCAGCAUGUGGAGAAAUCGGCCUCUGCUUCGGCUCAGCCUCGGGAAGACCCGGGUUCUCCUGCGAGCGGUGCGGACGGAGAUCUGAGCAGUCGGAUUGUGAACCAGCUGUCUGCGCUGGUGCCGUCUCACAGCGUUCCUGACACGCUGGUGCCGGUGGCGGCCUUGUGCCUGACUCCUCAUGGCAAAGUAGACAUGGAGGCACUCGUGAGAAUAUACCAAGGACAGAGGCGGUGUUUAGAGUCUCCAUGGGGAGAUGUCGGCAAACUAAAGGAAACUCUUCAGUCCAUGUGGAAGGAUACUUUAGGUUUUGCGGCAGAUGAGACCAUUGAUGAGGAAUCCAACUUCCUGUUGAGCGGGGGAGAUUCUCUGAAGGCGCUGCGCCUCUGCGACGACAUCCUCUCGGUCGUGGGAGUCCCCUCACCGGAACUUCUGGAGGUCAUACUCGACGGAACCUUCUCUGACGUCCUGCGCUACGUUGCCGGGGGAACCCCCGCGCCGCCGCUCGAGAGCAGCACAUCAUCAAUCCCCGAGGCCAAAAGACGUCAUGCGGAUGCUCCCUCCGUUGUCCCAGCGAAGAGAGAACGCGAAGGGUCUCAAUCUACAGCAGCGGAGACGCUGCAGGGGGAGAAACAGGCUUUUAAAGUGAUCAGACGAGCAGGAGAGGUGAUGGAGAUCAACGUCAGUAAGGAAGACGCAGGUUCGAACUUCCCGGCCGAUACAGUCGAAGAAAAAGAUUUGAGUAAGAAAAGGAGACCUGAUGUCCUGGGCCUCUGUCUGAGCUGGUCCUCAGACACAGGCAGGUGUGUGGACGCCUCCCCGGUGCUUCUGGUCCACGAAAGAACAGAUCAGAGGUCAGAUGUGGCCGAAGCGACCGCGUUCAUCGGCUCGCACUCUCACAGGAUCCAGGCGUUGGACCUGCACACCGGCAGCAUGCUGUGGGAACGAGUCCUCGGGGACAGAAUCGAGGCGUCAGCAGCCGUGUCCCACUGCGGGACUUUGGUGAUUAUAGGUUGCUACGACGGCGUUGUUUAUUUCUUGUGUGCUGCGUCCGGAAAGACCCGGUGGACGUUUGAGACGGGAGACGCCGUGAAGUGCUGCCCUGCCGUGGAUCCCCGCACAGGCCUGGUGAUGGUGGGCUCACACGAUGGACACGUCUACGCCCUGAACCCCGAGCUCCGGCAGUGCGUUUGGAAGCGUCACUGUGGAGGCGGGGCUGUGUUCUCCUCCCCCUACCUGCAGCCCAACCUCAGACAGCUGUAUGUGGCGUCGCUGGGGGGCCACCUCCUCUGUCUCCACCCGGACAGCGGGGACGUCCUGUGGUCCAACUGCAGAGACGUCCCGUUCUUCUCGUCGCCGAACGGCUCGUCUGGUCUGGUCGCCAUCGGCUCGGUGGAUGGAAACAUCUGCUCCUUUAGCAGCACAACGGGGAAACUGAUGUGGCAGUUUUUGACAAAGGGACCCGUCUUCUCUUCUCCGUGCGUCACACCGGACCAGCAGAGGCUUCUGUGUGGAUCACAUGACGGUCACCUGUACUGUCUGAACUGCGCCGACGGGUCUUUAGUUUGGACUUUCCGGGCGUCAGGCAAGGUGUACUCCAGUCCCUGCGUGUUUGACGGCUCCACUGUGGGCAGGCCGGGGGUCCUGGUGGGCCUGGCCUCUACGGACGGCACCGUCUGGAUCCUGGAUGGUGAAACUGGACAGACGCUGGCCUCACACACUCUGCCCGGGGAGCUGUUCUCCUCCCCAGUGGUGCACCAACAGUCUCUUGUUGUCGGGUGCCGCAAUGACUACGUGUAUUGUUUAAGGCUGACUGUCAAAGAGGAAGCAUAGACGGAUUGAAUGUAAUUUUGGUGCUGAUUUUUAUAAUAAACACAAGAAAAAUUCAGGUUUUAAGAUUCGGAA
Scophthalmus maximus (turbot) is the source of this 3504-nucleotide messenger RNA. RefSeq names its product aminoadipate-semialdehyde dehydrogenase (gene aasdh). Lineage: Eukaryota; Metazoa; Chordata; Actinopteri; Pleuronectiformes; Scophthalmidae. The transcript has 14 exons. Gene Ontology annotation, biological process: amino acid activation for nonribosomal peptide biosynthetic process. Gene Ontology annotation, molecular function: protein binding. The record is from RefSeq and is a predicted model, not a curated record. The coding region runs from base 94 to 3432 and encodes 1112 amino acids.